Molecule: messenger RNA, 2406 nt
Organism: Mercenaria mercenaria
Lineage: Eukaryota; Metazoa; Mollusca; Bivalvia; Venerida; Veneridae
Product: SCO-spondin-like
Exons: 16
Coding region: 1-2151 (716 amino acids)
Molecular function (GO): protein binding
Source: RefSeq, a predicted model, not a curated record
AUGGAAUGGAUUCAUAGGUCUUUUAAUGAAAGGGCCGAUUAUUUAUCGAAAAUUGUUGACAAUGAUGACUGGGGUAUUUCUAAAGAAAUUAUGUCAAUGAAAUGUCAUAAAAAGGAAAUUGAAGAGCUUCCGGAAGUGUUGGUGGACAAGGUGGACCUACUCCCUGGCGUUUUACGUAGACCAAGAGCAGAUAAUACGUGUAAAAAGUAUGAGAGCGCAUUCUUUCGUUGGAAAAAGUGGGCUUUGUUCUCCAACAGAUUUAAAGACAGUCACCAAUGGGUUAGUGAAAGUGCCAAGGAUGGCCAUAUCAAAGAUAAUCUAGAAGAAAGAUUGUCUGUUUUUAGUGCUUUAGCUGAUGUUCCUCCGGAAUGUAACCCAUGGUCCCCGUGGGGUGACUGCACACCAGCCAAGCCGUACACAUUUGGAACUAGACAGAGAAACAGGAUGUGUUCUGAACAACCAAAUACUAAUUGCUACGGAGAUUCUAUUGAGACGAAACCCUGCGAAAACCCGUGCAUAACAACACCCGCACAAUGCGAAAACGGCAUGGUAUGGAGCGAGUGUGGAAACAGAUGUCCUCACACCCGCAUUGAUGUAAGACCUGGCACGUGCACUGAAGAUGACGGUGACGAAUGUGUACCAGGUUGCACAUGUCCCGACGGGAAAGUUUUGUAUGACGGGGAGUGUGUGCUCAAGAGGAAGUGCCCCUGUUACGACGAAGACGGGAAUGCUGUGUUGCCAGGCUUUGAAGUAAAUGUUGGUCCAUGCGAAACUUGUGUUUUACUGAACGGCGAUCCAUACAGUUGUGGCGAGAAGGUCGAUACUGGCGAGUGCCCACGCAAACCAUGUCCCGCUGAUUGUAAGAUACGCGGCAUUCCAUACCACAUUGGUGACGUCACAAAGGAAGAAGGUUGCGAGGUCUGUCACUGCACAACACAGGGUGAACAGUGCGAAAAUGACACACAUGCUAUUGUUGACGGAAACUGGUCUAGCUGGAGCGAAUGGAGCACGUGCAGUAGGUCAUGUGAUGGCGGCGUAACAAAUAGAUACAGACAAUGUAAUGAUCCACUUCCACAGUGCGGCGGUGCGCCAUGCAAGGGCCGAAACUCUAAUACCAAACCAUGUAACAAUGAUGUUUCCUGUUGUGAAGUUACAGCCUUUAGCCAGUGGUCUGAAUGUUCUGCAACAUGUGACAGAGGAACCAGGACACGCGAACGUGCCUACAAGAGCCAAGCCGAUACCAGUGUGUGCGAUAAAGUGCUGCAAGGAACGGAGACUUGUCUUGAACACGAGUGCGACAUGAAGUGCAAUGUAAGUCAGUGGUCCGAGUGGUCUGACUGCUCAGAGGAUUGUGGUAUUGGUAGAAAAACGAGAACGAGGAAUGUACGAGGACCCAAAUUCCCAGACUGCCCAAAUCUCACAGACUCAGCUGUAUGCUAUGAGAAAUCUUGUCGCUGUGGACCAAACGAGGAAUUCUCUAAUCACACCCUAUGUGAGCACACCUGCGCUAGCAGAUUUGACGGACCACCAGCAGAUUGUGAGGAGAAACUCAAAGACGGGUGUAUCUGCGAAGACGAUUAUUACAGAGAUGAAAACGGCGACUGCGUGAAAAUUAACGAAUGUGAUAAAUGCUACGUCGACGGCGAAUACAAGAAGCCUGGCGAAACAUGGACUUCCGGAGAGAAUGAGUGUUCUGCAUGCGAGUGUAUCGCUGGAGCUGUAAAAUGCUCACCAGUUUGUGAAAUACCUACAUGUGAAGAGGAUGAAACGCUCAGCUACGAAGGACCUAACCCUUGCUGUCCAAGAUGUGUCAAACGUACAGAUUCUUGCCGACAGUACACACGCAAAGAUUUCCUGCAGGAUUCUGCCCAUAAAUGUCGCUCUGCAUCCAAGAUAGACUUCUCAUAUUGUGAGGGCUCCUGCGGUAACAGUACAUCCAUGCCUAUGUUAUUCUCCAAGCCUAACAAUAACAUGCUAGACAAUGACUGCAGAUGCUGUACAGCUGAUGUAAGCCAUUAUGAUGAGGUGAAUGUUCUGUGUGGCGAGGGAAUGAACCAGAGCUUAAAGACAGCAUUUUUCCCAGUCGUAGUCGGUUGUAGAUGUCAGCCGUGCCAGGAAGUUACAGAAAACCCGAUUGUCAAAGGACGAUAGACCAACCUCGGAACGUUUAACCGACGACGAUUUUAGCCAAUUUUAUAAUUAUGAUGACUUUAUUGAUGCCGACCAAAUGAAAUGCGAAAAACUUUGUCCUGUAAAUAGACCCUUGCAAAAUGAAAAAAUACAAAAAAAAAAUCCCCCGUGAUAAAAAUAAACUGUGUAAAUAGAAAAAAAAAUGUUACAGAAAAUACAAAUGAAAAGAUGGCAUUAUAAAAAUGAUUUAAAAAAAUAAUAAAAAAUAAAAAAAUA